AUGGCAGAAGCAGCCGAGAAAAAACUGGAGAACGAUUUCACGACUCUCCGACAAAAACAUCACCAGGAAAAAGAAUCUCUCCGUAAAACGAUGUCCGGUUUAUUAAAUCAAGCGGAUAAUGAAAAGGAUUUACAAAAUGAACUGAAUGUGUUGAGCGAUAAAUUCAGCGCAUCGUUGUCGGAUUUGGAUGAGAAACAACAGGAGUUGAGAGAACUUCGCAAAGAGCUCGACACGAUGAAAGUCGACAAAGAGCGAUAUGAGAAAGAUGCGAAAUUGCUGCCAUCCGUAAAACAGGAAGUGACAACUUUGCGCGAAAAGCUUUACGCGGUUGAGGAGAAAAAUGCCGAGUUGGAGGCGGCGCUGGAAGAGAUUGGACCACAGUUAUCUAUAUCAAAAUUGAAGAUUCUGGAACUACGCGAGGAAACGCUACCAAUGACGGGAGAAUGGCAAAAAGAUGGAGAAGUCGCUGAAUGUAAUGCUUGUCAGUUAACAUUCACAAUGGCAAAAAGGAAACACCAUUGUCGUGCUUGUGGCCGAAUCUUUUGCUCAACUUGUUCAUCGGGUCGGAUCCGUCUCCCUUCUUCAUCCCAACCUGUUCGCGUGUGCUCGGCCUGUUUCCACCAUCUACAACUCGUCUACGAUCCGACGGAGAGUCGGCAAAGU
Mesorhabditis belari is the source of this 663-nucleotide messenger RNA. The record is from the annotation of a GenBank genome assembly. NCBI's taxonomy places the organism in Eukaryota, Metazoa, Nematoda, Chromadorea, Rhabditida, Rhabditidae.